GCGAACAGCGCCGCUGCCGCACAGACAGCGACUCUCGGAGACGCACUCCGACUGACUUUGGAUUUUUUUUUUAUUUUUUUUGGGGGGGGGUUCGAGGAGAAGCCUGGAGAGAGAAAAGAGGGAGAAAGAGCCGGGAAACAGAGAUUUAAGUCGGUUUCUGACGGCGGAAUGGCGGACCGGGACCCGGUGCCGCUUCCUGCGGAGGUGCGGGCCAGACUGGCCGAGCUGGAGCUGGAGUUGUCGGAGGGUGACAUCACACAGAAGGGCUAUGAGAAGAAGCGAUCCAAGCUGAUUGGAGCAUACUUCCCUCAAGCACCAGGAAUGGAUCCGUCCAUGGGCCAGGAGAGGAGAACACCCGUCACCCCGUCCUCGUCCUCCCGCUACCACCGCCGGCGGUCCUCUGGCUCCAGGGACGAACGCUACCGAUCAGAUGUGCACACAGAGGCAGUGCAGGCGGCCUUGGCCAAGCACAAAGAGAGGAAGAUGGCUGUGCCUAUGCCUUCGAAGCGACGGUCGCUGGUCGUCCAGACCUCCAUGGAUGCUUACACACCGCCAGACACUUCCUCGGGCUCGGAGGGCGAGGGUCAGGGCGACGGCGAUGAAGGAGAAGGAGGUGAUGGCGAAGAAGAGGACGGCGGAGGCGGCGGAGGAACCUCGUCCAGCCGAGAGGGGAGCAUCAGCAUGGAGCACUGGAUCAGCCGGGCCAUCCACGGCACCUCCUCCACCACAACCACCACCUCCUCCACGGCCUCGUCCUCUUCCUCCUCCACACGCAGCGGGGGGAGCGGGGCGGCCGGCGGCAGGCUGGCUGAUGUCCUGGCGCAACACGUCCACAUCUCCGCCCACCACCACCUCCGCCACCACCAUCACCACCGCCACCACAAGACAGAGAACCACUCUGCCCCUCCAGAUGUCACCGGUUACACCAACAACACCGCCAACACCACCGCCACCGAUGGGAUCCAGGUGGAGAGAGCCCCGGGUGCUGGCACUGCGGCCCAGAGACAGACACCCAAGUACGGCAACGCCGAGCUGAUGGAGACCGGAGACGGUGUUCCAGUCAGCAGCAGAGUUUCAGCCAAAAUCCAGCAACUCGUCAACACUCUGAAGAGACCCAAACGGCCGCCGUUGAGAGAGUUCUUCGUCGACGACUUCGAGGAGCUCCUGGAGGUCCAGCAGCCAGACCCCAACCAGCCCAAGGCCGAGGGGGCCCAGAUGGUGGCCAUGCGGGGCGAGCCGCUGGGCGUGGUAACCAACUGGCCCCCGUCUCUGGAGGCGGCCCUGCAGAGGUGGGGCACCAUCUCCCCAAAGGCCCCCUGUCUCACCACCAUGGACACCAACGGCAAGCCGCUCUACAUACUGACCUAUGGUAAACUGUGGUCCAGAAGUGUGAAGGUGGCCUACAACCUGCUGCACAAACUGGGAACCAAACAGGAACCACUCGUCAGGCCUGGAGACCGGGUGGCGCUGGUCUUCCCAAACAACGACCCCGCCGCCUUCAUGACGGCUUUCUAUGGCUGCCUGCUGGCUGAGGUCGUCCCCGUGCCAAUAGAAGUACCACUGACCAGGAAGGAUGCCGGCAGUCAGCAGAUCGGAUUCCUGCUGGGGAGCUGUGGCGUGACGGUGGCUCUGACCAGCGACGCCUGCCACAAAGGGUUACCCAAGAGUCCCACUGGAGAGAUCCCACAGUUCAAAGGCUGGCCCAAGGUGCUGUGGUUCGUCGCCGAGUCCAAACACCUCUCCAAACCGCCCCGAGACUGGUUCCCACAUAUCAAGGACGCCAACCAAGACACUGCCUACAUCGAGUAUAAGACCUGUAAGGACGGCAGCGUCCUCGGUGUGACGGUGAUGAGGAUAGCCAUGCUCACACACUCCCAGGCCCUCACACAGUCCUGCUCAUACACAGAAGCUGAGACCAUAGUGAAUGUAUUAGACUUCAAGAAGGAUGUGGGCCUGUGGCACGCCGUCCUGACCAGUGUGAUGAAUAUGAUGCAUGUCAUCAGUAUUCCCUACGCCCUCAUGAAGGUCAACCCUCUGUCCUGGAUCCAAAAAGUCUGCCAGUACAAAGCCAAAGUGGCGUGUGUGAAGUCGCGGGACAUGCACUGGGCUCUGGUGGCCCACCGGGACCAGCGGGACAUCAACCUGAGCUCCCUGCGCAUGCUGGUGGUGGCUGACGGUUCAAAUCCCUGGUCGAUUUCAUCCUGCGACGCCUUCCUCAACGUCUUCCAGACUAAAGGUUUGAGGCCGGAGGUCAUCUGUCCCUGCGCCAGCUCCCCGGAGGCUCUCACCGUAGCUAUAAGGAGGCCGGUGGAGGAGGGCAGCACCCCCCCUGGUCGCGGCGUGUUGUCCAUGCAGGGUCUGAGUCAUGGCGUGAUCCGGGUCGACUCGGAGGAGAAGCUGUCGGUCCUCACGCUGCAGGAUGUCGGCUCCGUCAUGCCCGGAGCGAUGAUGUGCGUGGUGAAGCCGGAGGGUUUUCCUCAGCUCUGUAAAACCGAUGAGAUCGGAGAGCUGUGUGUUUGUACUGUCGCCACGGGAACCUCCUACUAUGGCCUGGCCGGCAUGACCAAGAACACCUUCGAGGUCUUCCCCAUGUCCAACAGCGGGGCUCCCGUCAGUGAGUUUCCCUUCACCAGGACCGGCCUGCUGGGUUUCAUCGGACCUGCGGGUCUGAUCUUUGUGGCGGGGAAGAUGGACGGGCUGAUGGUGGUCGGGGGCCGUCGGCACAACGCCGACGACAUCGUCGCCACGGCGCUCGCUGUGGAGCCCAUGAAGUUUGUCUACAGGGGCAGGAUAGCAGUGUUCUCCAUCACGGUGCUUCACGAUGAGAGGAUCGUGGUCGUAGCUGAGCAGCGGCCAGACUCCACCGAGGAGGACAGCUUCCAGUGGAUGAGCCGAGUUCUGCAGGCGAUAGACGGUAUCCACCAGGUGGGGGUGUACUGCCUGGCUCUGGUGCCCUCCAACACCCUGCCCAAGACCCCCCUGGGGGGCAUCCACCUGUCGGAGACCAAGCAGCUCUUCCUGGAGGGGGCGCUGCACCCCUGCAACGUGCUCAUGUGCCCGCAUACCUGCGUCACCAACCUGCCCAAGCCUCGGCAGAAGCAACCAGAGAUCGGUCCCGCGUCCGUGAUGGUUGGGAAUCUGGUGUCGGGGAAGAGGAUCGCUCAGGCCAGCGGCAGGGAUCUGGGUCAGAUCGAAGACAAUGACCAGGCAAGGAAGUUCCUCUUCCUGUCUGAGGUGCUGCAGUGGAGAGCCCAGACCACUCCGGACCACGUCCUGUACACGCUGCUCAACUCCAGAGGUACGAUAGCCAGCUCUCUGACCUGCGUUCAGCUGCACAAGAGGGCGGAGAAGAUCGCCGCCAUGCUGGCUGAACGGGGCCACCUGCAGGACGGAGACCACGUCGCACUGGUCUACCCCCCAGGUAUCGACCUCAUCGUGGCGUUUUACGGCUGCCUUUACGCCGGCUGCGUGCCGAUCACGGUGCGACCGCCUCACCUGCAGAACAUCGCCACCACGCUGCCCACCGUCAAGAUGAUCGUGGAGGUGAGCCGGUCGGUGUGCGUGAUGACCACGCAGCUCAUCUCUAAGCUGCUGAGGUCGAAGGAAGCCUCGGCCGCCGUGGACGUCCGGACCUGGCCCCCUGUCCUGGACACAGACGAUUUGCCAAAGAAGAAACCUCCUCUGCUGUAUAAACCGUCCAACCCCGACACCCUGGCCUACCUGGACUUCAGCGUCUCCACCACCGGCAUGCUCGCUGGAGUCAAGAUGUCUCACACAGCCACCAGUGCCUUCUGCCGCUCCAUCAAGCUGCAGUGUGAGCUCUACCCGUCCAGAGAGGUCGCCAUCUGCCUGGACCCGUACUGCGGCCUGGGCUUCGUCCUCUGGUGCCUUUGCAGUGUGUACUCAGGUCACCAGUCGAUCCUGAUCCCUCCGUCCGAGCUGGAAGUGAACCCGGCUCUCUGGCUGUCUGCCGUCAGUCAGUACAAAGUCCGCGACACCUUCUGCUCCUACAGCGUCAUGGAGCUCUGCACCAAAGGCCUGGGCCUGCAGACCGACUUGCUGAAGUCUCGAGGCUUGGACUUGUCUCGGGUGAGGACCUGCGUGGUUGUAGCGGAGGAGCGUCCCAGGAUAGCCCUGACGCAGUCCUUCUCCAAACUCUUCAAGGACCUGGGACUCCACCCUCGAGCUGUCAGCACCUCCUUUGGCUGCAGGGUCAACCUGGCGAUCUGCCUGCAGCCUCACAGGCUGGGAAAGCUUGCCGACAAGGGCACCUCGGGACCCGACCCCACGACUGUGUACGUUGAUAUGAGAGCGCUACGGCACGACAGGGUCAGACUAGUAGAGAGGGGGUCACCACACAGCCUCCCACUAAUGGAGUCCGGGAAGAUCCUACCGGGGGUCCGAAUCAUCAUCGCCAACCCAGAGACCAAGGGACCAAUGGGAGAGUCACAUCUGGGAGAGAUCUGGGUGCACAGCGGCCACAACGCCAGCGGCUACUUCACCGUCUACGGAGACGAGGCGCUGCAGUCGGACCACUUCAACUCUAGGCUCAGCUUCGGAGACACGCAAACCGUCUGGGCUCGAACCGGAUACUUGGGCUUCCUCCGCAGGACCGAACUCACCGACGCCAGCGGAGAGCGUCAUGACGCCCUGUACGUGGUCGGUGCUCUGGAAGAAGCCAUGGAGCUGAGGGGGAUGCGUUACCACCCCAUUGACAUCGAGACCUCCGUCAUCAGGACGCACAAGAGCAUCACAGAAUGUGCGGUGUUCACAUGGACCAACCUGCUGGUGGUGGUGGUGGAGCUGGACGGCUCGGAGCAGGAGGCCCUGGACCUGGUCCCCCUGGUCACUAACGUGGUGCUGGAGGAGCACUACCUGAUCGUGGGCGUGGUGGUGGUGGUCGACAUCGGCGUCAUCCCCAUCAACUCCCGCGGCGAGAAGCAGCGCAUGCACCUGCGCGACGGCUUCCUGGCCGACCAGCUGGACCCCAUCUACGUGGCCUACAACAUGUAGCGCCCCCUGGUGCCCGAUGCGGAGGUGGAUGGAGGGUUUAUUUAGGAAGAUGCAAGGACUGUCUGCUCCUGAGACUGAAAAGAAUAAAACCGGAGUCUGAGGCUGAGUUUUCUGGCAUAAGGGGAGGAAAUGGUUGACUUUUUUUGCCCUGAAUUUUGUCUCUCAGGCAACACUUCAUCCUAGGCUGAGUAUCAAAUGGUUAUAUGUAGGGUUAGGGGUGGAAUUCAGGCCGUGGUUUGUUUUUACAGAGGUGAGGUUUGUACUCAGCCUGAGAAGAAGUGCAGCCACCUUCUUCCAGGGCAGGAAAGCAGUCCCCCAUUUGUGCCGACUGUUUACUGAAAAGUGGCGAUCGUGCGGCCCAGAGGCAGAAGGACAAUCGUUAACGAAGCAAAGAUUCUCCUCUGCUGCGUUUCAUACUGUCUUUUAAAACUACAUUCGGCUCAUCCUAUAUUUUCCCCAUCAAGUACAUGCGGAAGUUUUUUUUCUUCUUCUUCCUUUUUUUCCCCCCAUUUGUCCUCUAAGAAGUUUAGGGUAUUUUUUGAAAAGGAUAUUUAAACAAAAACAAAGCAAACGUUUUACGUUUUUAGGAUAUCAGUCAUUAGAAGUUGGAGAUAUGUUUUGAUACCAGAGCGGGGUCUGAGGAGGGCGAACCGCAGCUGUCCUUCGAUUUUACGAUGCGGUACUAACCUUUUGUUUCAUGUUAGCUUGUUUCUUGUGUUUUUGUUUUUUUCCUCUCUGUUUUUUGUAAGCGUGUUACGGUUUGUUUUUUUUUUUUUUUAAAUUCAACAUAAUUUUCUGAACCGUCCGUCCCAUCUCAGCGGGAAAUCAGUGCGCUAAUUUUCAUAAACUAACAGCUGCAGCCUUUAACUCCGUUUAUUUUUCCGUACAAACAUGCUUCGCCUGAAGCGAAACAACACAUAAAUUCAUAUCAUGUAAGUAUGUACAAAAAGAAACUGAUUUAAUUUAUUUUGUUUCUCUUUUAGAAGUAUAUGACGAGACGUUCAAGAAUGUUUUGCUCUUGAAUAUUUGCUAAUAUAAAAAAAACUAAAAAGCAAUGUAUUAUCCUGAGUGAAACGGGCUCACAUCAAGCAUAUUAUGGAAAAUAGAAAUAUAUGAUUAUAGAUUAUAUUAAAAGAUGAGUAAAAGGAUUCACCCCGGACAGAAGCAGUUUUACACAUGAUGCUUUUUAACUGCAUGUUGGUCUGAAAUGUUUUAAGUCAGUCAAAAAGAAAGAUAGUAGAAGAAGCGGAAUAGUUUCAUUCCUACUUCGCUAUGAAGAGUUCUGAACCAAAAAUGUUCAGAUUGGGGCAUAAACGUAAAAUAAAAUAAAAUCCUUAUUGAUUGAAUUUGUAAAAGUUUUGACCCUUUUCCUCCAAAAAACAUUAGUAAAGACAUAUCAAGAAGUCAUUCCUUAAAAUUAGUCAUUUGUGCCCUUAAAUUAUAAAUUAUUCCCUCAAAUUUCUAAUUGUUGCGCUCAGUAUUUUUUAUUUAUUUCCUUCGGUUCAUUAAUUUACAAAAUAUUACACCUAAAAUUGCAUAACUAUUCUCUUCUCUCUCCUGUAGAGGAUAAUAGUAAGACUUUGCCUCACCCAGACAGAAAUUCAAAGAAGCUUAAAUUUGAAAAAGCUGAUGACAUCUGUAAUAUCUGAGUUUUUAUAAUUAAGCAACCUGUUACUGCUGUUACACUGUGGAACAGUUUUUUUGUUAUGAGUGGGUCGCCAACUUUGUUUGUGUUGUGCAGGAGCUCACAGGCGACGCAGCAGCACUUACGCGCUAUUCCGCUCGUCGACAAGCUGGUGGCGGUAACGCGCAGAGAACCGCAGCAGAGCCCCAUUGAAAGGCAGCGAGGAAGACUGCUGGUUGGAAAAAGGCACGGUUCAAAAUAUGUUUAAAAUCGACAAACUAAAAUCAACGC
This is a messenger RNA of Xiphias gladius (swordfish), 6928 nucleotides long. RefSeq names its product disco-interacting protein 2 homolog C. Bases 169 to 5013 code for a protein of 1614 amino acids. The transcript is spliced from 38 exons. Lineage: Eukaryota; Metazoa; Chordata; Actinopteri; Istiophoriformes; Xiphiidae. The record is from RefSeq and is a predicted model, not a curated record.